AUGCCUGGGAAUGACCUGUCUGAUAUGUUCAAUAACAUCCCUCCUCUCACUCGUUAUUGGUUCUCGGGGACAAUAUUAUUUUCACUUCUCGGUAAAUUUAAUAUUAUUGAUCCCAUGCGUAUGAUUUUGCUGUGGAACAGAAUGUAUUCCCACUUCGAGAUAUGGAGACCAAUCACAGCAUUGCUGUUCUAUCCAGUAUCUCCAUCAACUGGAUUUCACUUCCUAAUCAAUCUGUACUUCUUGUAUUCAUACUCCUCUCGAUUAGAAAAUGGUAUGUUCCUCGGACGCACUGCAGAUUAUGUAUUUAUGUUUCUGUUCACUUGGUUAGCACUGGUGAUUGUCAGUUUCUUGGCUUCAUUUUACGUGCUUCUGGAGCCAAUGGUUCUGACAGUGCUUUAUAUAUGGAGUCAAUUAAAUCGUGAUGUUAUUGUUCAAUUUUGGUUUGGUAUGCAAUUCAAAGCAAUGUACUUUCCGUGGGUCUUGGUAAUAUUUAACUUAAUAGUGCGUGGAAGUGCGAUGAUGGAACUGGUUGGAAUAAUCGUUGGACAUCUUUACUACUUUUUCGUUUUCCAGUAUCCCCAAGAGUAUGGUGGUCAAGCUAUAUUAAAGACUCCUGGAUUUCUAUACAGACUAUUCCCAAACCAAAGAGGUAUUACAACUGGUUUUGGAGAAGCCCCACGCGCAAGACAACCAAUUACAUCUACGGGAAGAUUUCCUGGACACGGCCAGGUUUUGGGGAACGAUGAAUAA
Molecule: messenger RNA, 750 nt
Organism: Schistosoma rodhaini
Lineage: Eukaryota; Metazoa; Platyhelminthes; Trematoda; Strigeidida; Schistosomatidae
Source: the annotation of a GenBank genome assembly